Molecule: messenger RNA, 1882 nt
Organism: Monomorium pharaonis (pharaoh ant)
Lineage: Eukaryota; Metazoa; Arthropoda; Insecta; Hymenoptera; Formicidae
Gene: ND-51
Product: NADH dehydrogenase [ubiquinone] flavoprotein 1, mitochondrial
Exons: 6
Coding region: 218-1693 (491 amino acids)
Biological process (GO): mitochondrial electron transport, NADH to ubiquinone
Molecular function (GO): NAD binding; NADH dehydrogenase (ubiquinone) activity; FMN binding
Source: RefSeq, a predicted model, not a curated record
CAAUGGAGGAAAACAGAGGAAAAAAACGAAGAAUAAUCGGCGGGGCUGGGUAGAUUGAUAUUUUUUAAAUCAAAGCUUAUAGUUAGCAAAGACUCGAACUUUACUAACAAUUAGCCAAGACUCGAAUUCUAUUUAGCGGGGAUUCUAACCCAAGUUAGCGAAGACUUCAACUCCACUUAGCAGAGAUUCAAACCUCGGUUAAUGAUCUGCUGUCUUGAUGAUCAAGAAGGCUGAGAUCUCUCGAUUGAUCGCGCCGCCAACAGCAUCUGUGCCCCGCAAAAUGGCAGGUGCCAUAGUGCGUUGUUUUCAGGUGCCGAGGAGACAGUUGGGUCUCCUCGGAUCAAGCUUAAAUGGCCAGCAGCAGAGAACGCUCGCCGAUGCCGCUCCGGAAGGAAAGAAACAAGGAGGUCCCCUGGCCGAUCAGGAUCGUAUCUUCACGAACUUGUACGGCAGACAUGACUGGCGGCUAAAAGGCGCGAUAAGUCGCGGCGACUGGUACAAGACCAAGGAGAUAAUGGAGAAAGGUGCUGACUGGAUCAUCAAUGAAGUGAAGCUUUCUGGUCUGAGGGGUCGCGGUGGUGCUGGCUUUCCCACUGGGAUGAAGUGGUCCUUCAUGAACAAGCCGUCUGACGGCCGGCCCAAGUAUCUGGUGGUCAACGCCGACGAGGGUGAGCCGGGGACCUGCAAAGAUCGCGAAAUCAUGCGCCACGAUCCACACAAGCUUGUGGAGGGUUGUCUGAUCGCUGGUCGCGCCAUAGGUGCCUGUGCCGCCUACAUCUACAUACGUGGUGAAUUUUACAACGAGGCGUCUAACAUACAGGUCGCGAUAGCCGAGGCUUAUCAGGCCGGUUUGAUUGGCAAGAACGCCUGCAACUCCGGCUAUGACUUUGACAUCUUUGUGCAACGUGGCGCAGGCGCGUACAUCUGCGGCGAGGAAACCGCGCUUAUUGAAUCCAUCGAGGGAAAACAGGGGAAACCGAGAUUGAAACCACCAUUCCCAGCCGACAUUGGUGUGUUCGGAUGCCCCACGACAGUCAACAAUGUCGAAAGCAUAGCAGUGGCACCUACGAUCUGUCGCCGAGGUGGAGCGUGGUUCGCCUCAUUUGGACGUCCACGCAAUACUGGAACCAAACUCUUCAAUAUCUCUGGGCACGUGAACAAUCCAUGCACUGUUGAGGAAGAAAUGUCCAUUCCUCUAAAGGAGCUGAUCGAGAGGCACGCGGGAGGUGUAAUCGGAGGAUGGGACAAUCUGUUAGGUGUCAUUCCUGGUGGCUCUUCGACUCCCGUCAUUCCUAAAAGUGCAUGCGACACUGUCCUACUGGAUUUCGACGAUCUCAUCAGGGUGCAGAGCUCGUUCGGCACGGCCGCUGUAAUCGUGAUGAACAAACAGACGGACAUCAUUAAAGCCAUCACUCGUUUAAUAAGCUUCUACAAGCACGAAUCCUGUGGUCAGUGCACGCCUUGCCGCGAGGGUAUUAGUUGGAUGUAUAAAAUAUUGAAGAGAUUCAUGGAAGGUAACGCCGAAGUGCACGAGAUAGACAUGCUGUGGGAACUUACGAAACAGAUAGAAUUGCACACGAUAUGCGCCUUGGCUGACGGCGCCGCGUGGCCCGUGCAGGGUCUGAUCAGACAUUUCAGGCCGGAAAUCGAGGCGCGCAUGAAGGAACAGAAACGAGCGACGUCGCAAAGUUGAGAAAUCGAAUCAGAUAUUAGACAAAAUAUAACGGGAGGAGAUACUUAGAGCGAUUCCUGUAAGAUUUUAUAUUUAUUUUCAGUGUAUAUAAAUGAAUCUAAACGUGAUAUAGUCCCCUGUAAUAUUCUCCGAACCCGGGUGGACAUCCAUUCCGGAGGUUCGGCUAAUAAAGGAAACACAAGAGAAAAA